AUGACGCUUAACACAUUCAUCGUCGUGGUCGUAGUCUACUUAGCCAGCAAUGCAGAACUGCCCUCAAUGGCCGCACCAUUACCCGAACCAUCCGACUUUUACGCCGACUCACCAUUGCCAUCACCGAAGGGCGUGGCAUACUUGGAGACCUGCGUGAAGAAGCUGACCGAGAAGUGUGGGAACGAAGUCUUCUCGGGUGUGUUCGUGAACACACCAGUGACAAAGGAGUGCUGCAAAAACCUUGAGAAGAUGGGAAAAUUGUGCCACCUUAAGAUCGUUUCGACACUUCUCAACGUGCCUCUGGUCCAGGCGACGUCAACCGAGAAGUCGGAGAUUCUGUCCAAGAGUGAUUAUGUAUGGAGCCAGUGUGUCUCUGUUGGGCAUGUUAUUGGAGCGGCCGUGUCACCCUCCUACCCUGAAACCUCUUUCUGA
Messenger RNA from Ilex paraguariensis (yerba mate), 432 nucleotides. The record is from the annotation of a GenBank genome assembly. NCBI's taxonomy places the organism in Eukaryota, Viridiplantae, Streptophyta, Magnoliopsida, Aquifoliales, Aquifoliaceae.